AUGUCUAUCGGCGUCAUGAGCUACGGAGAAGUCGUGUUCAACUCAUCUUUCGGCUUUGCCGACGUGAAUAGGCGUCUUGUUGCGAAUUCCAGCACGCGCUAUCCUCUGGCUUCGCUUACUAAAGCUUUCGUUGCUACGACAAUUGCACAGCUGGUUGAUGAAGGUCUCCUGCGAUGGGACGAGCCUCUGACCACUUACAUUCAGAAUGACUAUCUGUACUGGACGAAGAGGACUGUUGAACGGGAACUUAUGUGGUAUGGCAAGGUUUCUGCUGAACUGGAUCACUCUCGAAAGCCUGGCACAUUUCCACUGCCUCUUGAAUCCUACACUGGUAUUUAUGAGGAUUCCAUUGGUUCGUUGCGGCUCCUGGUCAGAGUGGAGUCCGAUCGUCUUGUGCUCAACUUCCAGAAUUUGACGCAGGAGGACUACGUCCUCGACCAUUAUGAGAACAAUAUUUUUACUUGGCUGUCUCCUCGAUCGGUCCUUGCGGCUCGCGGCAGGUACACCGGUCAGGCUGCCGUAUUCUACAAGAUUCGGUUCACUGAGGAGGAGAAAGGCGUCGUGAAGAGUCUUUUUUGGUCACACGAUGGAUCUAUGAAAGGACAAGAGUUCUUCAAGAGGCCGUCAUCAGCACUCGAGAGUGGAGGUUGCCAGCUUCAGCAGAAACUCUGA
This is a messenger RNA of Cladophialophora immunda, 672 nucleotides long. RefSeq lists its product as uncharacterized. The transcript has a single exon. Bases 1 to 672 code for a protein of 223 amino acids. Lineage: Eukaryota; Fungi; Ascomycota; Eurotiomycetes; Chaetothyriales; Herpotrichiellaceae. The record is from RefSeq and is a predicted model, not a curated record.